Molecule: messenger RNA, 541 nt
Organism: Ctenocephalides felis (cat flea)
Lineage: Eukaryota; Metazoa; Arthropoda; Insecta; Siphonaptera; Pulicidae
Product: sialin-like
Exons: 3
Coding region: 11-457 (148 amino acids)
Biological process (GO): monoatomic anion transport
Molecular function (GO): transmembrane transporter activity
Source: RefSeq, a predicted model, not a curated record
CUGCUGCCCAAUGUGCUGCUUGCUCCUGCUCGGAUUUGUUGGUUGCCAACGGAGCGCUGCCGUUGCUCUGAUGGCACUGGCGGUUACAACUAAAGGAGCAAUGUUUAGUGGAUUCCUUGCAAAUCAUAUAGAUCUGGCACCAAAUUAUGCAGGAACCAUGAUGGCUGUAACAAACACAUUAGCCACUAUCCCAGGAAUAUUAGUGCCAAUAGUUGUUGGACAAUUAACACAUGGAAAUCAAACAGUAGCAGCUUGGAGUUUAGUUUUCCGAGUAGCUGCUGGCUUGUAUGUAAUUGAAAUUGCCCUGUAUUCCCUCUGGGGUUCCGGUGAGCAACAAUUAUGGGCGACGGGCGAGGGCGCCGAGGCGGUGCCUCUGCGUACUCAGGAACCUGAAUCAAGAUACGAUGGUGAAACUCAACCUGUGGAGCAGUCGUCUCAAUCGCCGGAAAAGGAAUAAAUUGGUUGUAUCUAAUUUUAAUUUAAUUUGAGACAGUAGGGUAGAGCGGGUCUAAAAGGUCCACGGAUAAAAUAUAUAUGAAAU